Molecule: messenger RNA, 1012 nt
Organism: Notechis scutatus (mainland tiger snake)
Lineage: Eukaryota; Metazoa; Chordata; Lepidosauria; Squamata; Elapidae
Source: RefSeq, a predicted model, not a curated record
AUUCCUAACGGGCGGCACCCGGCAAGCUGGGGUGCAUCCGCACUUUGGGAGGAGGGGGGGCAGCGUUUGCGUGCUGAACAAGCAGCCCAGGGAAGGGGCUCUGGGACCACUGACUUCCCCUCCCCCCGUUUCCGCUCCCCAGACCAUCAAGGCCAAGUACAAAGGCUCCGAGUACCCCUACCUGCUGCCCAAGUCCCCCCACGUCCCUCCGCAGUUCUCCUUCCUCGUUCCCGGCGCCCAGGUUGCCGAUGUCCAGGUGCUGCGCUCGGUGGACCGUUGGUCAGCCGGCCUGCACGAAUGCUCCAUUUACAACGCCUACCUGGACGUCAUCAGGACCAGCCAGCAUUACCUGUAUAUCGAGAACCAGUUCUUCAUCAGCUGCACCGACGGGCGCUCGGUGCUCAACGCCGUCGGCGAUGCGGUGGUGCAGCGGAUCCUGCUGGCCCACAGUGAGAAGAAGCCCUUCCGGGUGUACGUGCUUCUCCCGCUCCUGCCCGGCUUCGAGGGGGACAUCGCGCAGGGGGGCAGCAACUCCAUCCAGGCCAUUCUUCACUUCACCUACCGGACUCUGUGCCGCGGGGAGUCGUCGAUCGUCAGCCGCCUCCAGGCAGGCAUGGGGGAGGCCUGGAGGAACUACAUCUCGUUUUGCGGCCUCCGCACCCACGGGGAGCUGCGGGGCGUCCUUCUGACGGAGCUGGUCUACGUCCACAGCAAGAUGCUGAUUGCGGACGACCGGCGGGUCAUCAUCGGUUCCGCCAACAUCAACGACCGGAGCCUGCUGGGGAAGCGCGACAGCGAACUGGCUGUGCUGGUGGAAGACAGGGAGAUGGUGCCCUCCGUGAUGGGCGGGCUGGAGUUCGAGGCGGGGAGGUUCGCCCUCAGCCUGCGGCGGGAGUGCUUCAGGAGCGUCUUGGGCGUCGCUCCGGAGGACGACGCGGACAUUCAAGACCCCAUCAGCGACCGCUUCUUCCACGACGUCUGGGGGGCCCGAGCUUUAGCCAAUACCAGCAUU